Molecule: messenger RNA, 1404 nt
Organism: Aspergillus luchuensis
Lineage: Eukaryota; Fungi; Ascomycota; Eurotiomycetes; Eurotiales; Aspergillaceae
Exons: 7
Coding region: 1-1404 (467 amino acids)
Biological process (GO): phospholipid catabolic process
Molecular function (GO): hydrolase activity, acting on ester bonds
Source: RefSeq, a predicted model, not a curated record
AUGAAGCUGAACGUGGCUGCUAUCUCGGUCCUGGCCACUGUGGCCUCCGCUCUCCCUCACAAGCGCAAUAGCGAUCAAUGGGGACACAUUCGCUCCAAUAUCAAACAUGUCAUCUACCUGAUGAUGGAGAAUCACUCAUUCGACAACAUCGCCGGGUACUGGGACUUCCACCCCGACAUUGACAACUUGCGCAACAUUUCCUACUGCAACGAGUACACCAAUCCCAAUUGGACGGUCUGGGACGAACCUCUCAAUGUCUGCGCUGCGCCAUUCGAAACCGAGGUGCCCUUGACCGAUCCGGAUCACAACUUCGCCGGCGUCACGUAUGAAAUCUUCCGCAAGUGGUACCCCACCAAGGACGAUGUUCCCAACAUGGGAGGUUUUAUUGAGCGUCAGUCGGAGAAAUACGCAGCCAGCCCGGGCGAGUCUAGCUUCGUCAUCAAGGCUUAUGAUGAGAAGAAGACGGCAACUUUAAUUGAGAUUGCGAAGAACUUUGCCUUCUGGGACAGCUAUUUCGCGGAACACCCUGGCCCGACCAACACCAACCGCCAGUUCGCUACUUCGGGAUCGACCUGCGGUUUCGUUGACAACACCUACCAGUCCGCCGGAUGGUAUGCCAACUACACCGGUACGACUUGUGCGACGUCGAUCUUCGAGGCUCUCAGCAAGAAGAACAUUACCUGGAAGAACUACUAUGAGACGGACAUUGUCGAUGCCUACAUGUACAAGUGGGUGCAAGACAAUGCGAUGGACCGUCUGGUUCACUCCGACCAGUUCUACCGCGAUCUCGAGGAGGGAACUCUGCCCCAGUUCUCCUACUAUAACCCCGAGUGCUGCACCAUUGACUCGAUGCACCCGACUAGCAACAUGGCCUCGGGUGAGCAGCUGAUCAAGCAUCUGUACGAUGCAGUGCGCAAGUCCAAGUACUGGGACAACGUUCUGAUCAUCCUCAACUUUGACGAGCACGGUGGUUUUGCUGACCACGUUCCCACGCCGGUCAACGUUCCCCAGCCCGAGGAUGGCAUCACCUUCACUGGCAUGUCUGACGGCCACAAUGUGACCUAUGACUUUACUCGUCUCGGUGUUCGUGUGCCGUCAUUCGUCAUCUCGCCCUACAUCCCGGCGAACCACCUGAUCCACGACCAGGGUACCAUGUAUGCCAACAACUCGGCGUACACGCACACCUCCUUCCUGCACUUCCUUCAGGAACUGUGGGGUCUGGAGGGACUGAACAACCGGGUGCAAUGGGCCAAGACGUUCGAGUACAUCUUCUCGAGCGAGAAGCGCGACGACACGCCGGAGAAAUUGACGACGCCGACCUGGUACGGCAGCAGCUGGGAGCCGAAGCCGGAUCCAUACUACAAGCUGAACCAGGAUUAUGACUAUUACGAGAAUCUCGAUUAA